AUGCAUCGCACUUUCAUGAAAUACAAACACUGCAGGGAAUUUCCGGUUUUGAUUAAGCCCAAGAAGUGCGAAGAUGACCUUUAUCUCUUGCUUGCGAUCAAGUCCACGGCGAUCAACGUGGACCGGAGGGUUGCGAUCAGGAACACCUGGGGCAAAGAGGUGGCCAUAGGAGGCAAGAAAGUCAAGCUGGUGUUUCUCGUUGGCCAAUCAUCAGACAAAGUUAGAGCACACUCUCUGCACCAGCUCCUGUCCUACGAAAGCAAGCAGUUCAGAGAUAUACUGCAGUGGGACUUUGUGGACAAUUUCUUCAACCUCACGCUCAAAGAAGUCAACUUCCUGUCUUGGUUCAGACAGGAGUGCCAGAGUGCCAAGUUUGUGUUCAAAGGGGACGAUGACGUUUUUGUGAACACGGGUAACAUUGUGGAGUACCUCAAGGACUUAAACCCUACGGAACAUCUCUUUGUUGGCGAUGUCAUUUUUGUGGCCCAUCCGAUCAGAAACCCGAAAAACAAGUACUUUAUCCCCAAGGAGAUGUACUCCAAAAAUACCUACCCUCCCUAUGCUGGCGGAGGGGGUUACCUCAUGUCUCGGAAGACUGUGGUGGGUUUAGAUCUUACAGUCAAAGAUGUUGAAAUUUUCCCGAUAGAUGAUGUCUUUGUUGGGAUGUGCCUGCAGAGAAUGAAUGUGACCCUGGUCUUCCACCCUGGCUUCAAAACAUUCGGAAUUGGGCGGCCCGUCAAUGCUUUUGACCCCUGUAUAUACAAAGAGCUCAUGAUCGUUCAUAAACUGAGCCCCUUAGAAAUGUGGAUCAUGUGGACUUUAGUAAAUGAUGAGAGCAUGAUAUGUGCCAGAUCUGUGAUCAGUGAACAAAGGUCUCUGCAGUGA
This is a messenger RNA of Lepisosteus oculatus (spotted gar), 885 nucleotides long. The record is from RefSeq and is a predicted model, not a curated record. NCBI's taxonomy places the organism in Eukaryota, Metazoa, Chordata, Actinopteri, Semionotiformes, Lepisosteidae.